AUGUCGGCAGCUGCAGAGACGACCAAGAAGGCCGCGGCCUCGGCCACUGAGGCGCCCAAGCAGGAGGCAUUUGGCGAUGUCAUCCUGACCAAGUACAAGACGGCCGGUGACAUCACAGCCAAGGCGAUCAAGACGACGAUUGAUGCCGUCCAAGAGGGAAAGACGGUGCUGGAGAUCUGCAAGACGGGCGACAAGGCCAUUGAAGAGGGCGUGGCAGCGGUGUACAAGAGCGACAAGAAGCUUGCCAAGGGAUCGGCCUUCCCCACGACGGUUUCGAUCAACCAGAUCAUCUGCAACUUUGCCCCGCUGGCUUCGGACGAGGCCUCGUCGCAGAAGCUCAAGGCUGGCGACGUCGUCAAGAUCCAGACGGGUGCCCACAUCGAUGGCUACGCCACCGUUGCGGCCGAAACUGUCGUCGUUGGCGCUUCCAAGUCUGCCCCCGUCGAGGGGCCCAAGGCCGAUGCGCUCAAGGCCGCUUGGACUGCCGCCGAGACUGCGAUCCGGGUAAUGCAGCCCGGCAAGACGAACCACGAGGUGGCCAAGGAGAUCGAGGCUUCCAUCAGAGAGUUCCAGGGGAUCCGCGCCGUGGAGGGCAUGCAGACGAACCAGAUGGACAAGGACGUCAUUGACGGCAAGAAGAAGAUCGUCCUGGCUGCCGAGUCUCAGUCGAGGCCUGACGCUUGCAAGCUUGAGGAGAACGACGUCUUUGGAGUUGACAUCCAGGUUACCACGUCUGAGUCGGGCAAGCCGAAAUCGGACGAGGCGAGGACGACCAUCUACAAGAAGACGGGUUCGACGUACCUGCUCAAGAUGCAGACGUCGCGCAAGAUCUUUUCAGAGGUGCAAAAGGUCGCUGGCGCCUUUCCCUUCAACAUUGGCGUCCUCGAGGACGAGAAGCGGGCGCGGAUGGGCCUGCAGGAGUGCGUCAACCACUCGCUCGUCACACCUUUCGAGGUUCUGUACGACGGUAAGGACGGUGCCAUCACGGCGCAGAUCUUCUUCACCGUUGCCAUCAGCAACAAGGGCGCUAUCAGGUUGACGCCUGCGCCGACGUGGUACAACGAGGAAGUUGUCAAGUCGUCGCAGUCGGUCAAGGACGAGAAGCUGGCCGCGCUCCUCAAGGAGCCGGUCCGACAAAAGAAGGCAAAGAAGCCCGCUGCCGCCGAUGGGAAGACGGCUUGAUAGGGUAAAAGUGAGGAGCCUCACAUGGGCAACGACGUGAUGAUUCCGUUUUCAUUGCAAAUAAGCCAUAGCAAGAGAGACAUGUGUAAUCCAUCCAGUUGUCAACCCAGUCACUCCAUCAUCUUCCCGGCUGCCUUGGUGAUGAGUUGGAGGAGUCGGUCGGCGGUUUGCUUCAGUUCCAAAGGACUCUUCUGCACCCAAGGUGUAAGGAGAAGUAGGUCAUCCGCCUCUUCCCCACCUUCGACUUCCUGCAAGGCAUCGUAAAAGUGGUCCUGCACGACGAUGUAGAGUGCGUCGGCCGUGGCGCCUCUGACUGUGGGAAAGGCAUGCAGGAGAAAGCUCUUGGCGUGCCCGAUCGAAUCACUGACGAUGCUUCUGCCCGGUGAGCCGGCAAAGCCAAUGAGUUCAAGCGUGAGCUGCAUCGAUGCGAGGACCCGCUGUGGGCUCUUGAUCUUCUCGAUGGAUCGAUUGGCUAGCGUCAGAAGCUU
Acaromyces ingoldii is the source of this 1670-nucleotide messenger RNA. Its product is annotated as Creatinase/aminopeptidase. Bases 1 to 1182 code for a protein of 393 amino acids. The record is from RefSeq and is a predicted model, not a curated record. The transcript is spliced from 2 exons. Lineage: Eukaryota; Fungi; Basidiomycota; Exobasidiomycetes; Exobasidiales; Cryptobasidiaceae.